UUCAGCUCGAUAGCAGGAAGAAAGGUAUAAAUUGUACCGCCACUGGUUAGUCGCCUUCAUCUCUGUACGGGUCACUGUUGCAGGAUUAGCUAAAAAUGAAGUACUGUGCUGCCGUGGUUGUGCUCCUAGCGCUGGCCGUGUUUGGCCAGAGCGCCUUCGCCGAACAGGUGUCCUACCGAGACUACAAAGUCUACAGCAUCCGCGUGGACACGGUGGAGAAGCACAACGUGCUGAAGCGCUGGCAGGAUGUGCGCGGGGUCGAUUUCUGGGACCGUGCCGGCUACCGUGUGAUGAUCCAUCCGAGCCUGCAGGAAGCGUUCGAGCGGUUCCUGAACCUGAACGCGUUCAGCUACGAGCGCAUCAUUGAGGAUGUGGAAGCCACGAUCGAGGCAGAGCGCAAGUACGAUCAGGAGUACCGCCGUCGCAAGGCUGCAUCCGGUCGAGCUACGGUCGAUUUCGAACACUUCUGGACGAAUGCGGAGGUUAACGCGUACCUGGACGAGCUUGCCCAGACGUACCCAAAUCUGGUGCGCGUCGCCACGAUUGGCACCACUCACGAGGGCCGUCCGAUCAAGUCGAUCACGAUCUCAACCAAUAAUGGUGUGGCUGGAUCGAAGCCGGUUGUCUUCAUCGACGGUGGUAUCCAUGCACGUGAAUGGGCCGGUGUAAUGUCGGUGCUCUACUUGAUCCACGAGCUGGUGGAACAUUCGAGCAGCUACGCCGAUAUGCUGAACAAGGACUGGGUGAUCAUUCCCGUCGCCAACCCGGAUGGGUACGAGUUCUCGCACACCGACAACCGCAUGUGGCGCAAGAACCGCUUCCCGGCCACGAUCCUCUGUACCGGUAUUGAUCUGAAUCGCAACUGGGACUAUCUCUGGGUGUUUAGCAGCAAUGCCUGCUCCGACUCGUACGCCGGAACGACCGCCUUCUCCGAGCUGGAAACGCAAGCCCUCGAUCGGGUGCUGAAGCAGUACGGAUCGAACAUUGCGGUCUAUCUGGCGGUGCACACGUACGGCGAUAUGAUCCUGUACCCGUACGGACACUCGUGGCCGUUCGUGCCGGUCGCUAACCAGGCCGCCCACAUUGCGCUGGGUGAGCAGGCGCGCGAUGCAAUCACGGCCGUCGGUGGCCCCCGGUACGUGGUGGGCAACAGUGCGGAAAUUCUGUACACGGCCAACGGUUGCAGCGAUGAUUAUGUGGCCGGUGUGAUCGGCGCGCGGUACGCGUACACGCUCGAGCUGACGGGCGGUGGCCGCAAUGGGUUCGAUCUGCCUGCCACGGAAAUUAUGGCUGUGGCGACCCAAACCUUCCAGAUCUAUCGCACCAUGGCGAACAAUGCGUAAGCGUUGGGGACAAUUUUAGUAUAAUUAAAGGUUUUUUUUACAAAAAAAAAACUGUAACUGCA
This is a messenger RNA of Anopheles coluzzii, 1405 nucleotides long. Its product is annotated as carboxypeptidase B-like. Gene Ontology annotation, molecular function: metallocarboxypeptidase activity; zinc ion binding. Bases 96 to 1343 code for a protein of 415 amino acids. The transcript has 5 exons. Lineage: Eukaryota; Metazoa; Arthropoda; Insecta; Diptera; Culicidae. The record is from RefSeq and is a predicted model, not a curated record. Gene Ontology annotation, biological process: proteolysis.